Molecule: messenger RNA, 708 nt
Organism: Haemonchus placei
Lineage: Eukaryota; Metazoa; Nematoda; Chromadorea; Rhabditida; Trichostrongylidae
Source: the annotation of a GenBank genome assembly
GCGUGGUGUCGGCUGGGGCUGUCACAUGCUGAAAACGAACACGACGCGAAGGCAAUCGUAGCAUUCAACAAGUGCCUCACUAUUCAACCGAACAACGAGGAGGCUCUGCUUGCAUUGUCUGUAUCGCUAGCCAACGAAUCUGUUGAUAAUGAAGCAUUGAAUCAACUGGAGAAAUGGUUGGUAGCACAUCAAGGCGGCGAUCCAGCUACGGUAGAAGAACGGUUUCUGAGAGCAGCACGGCAGCAGGCUGGCACUGCGGAUGCGGAUCUUCAGAAUGCUCUUGGAGUAUUGUACAAUUUGAGCAGAAAUUAUGAACGGGCUGUGGAGUGCAUAAGGCUUGCCAUAGCAAGUAGACCAGAAGAUGCGCGAUUGUGGAAUCGCCUCGGCGCGACGCUGGCUAACGGUGAUCGUACUCCGGAGGCAGUAGUAGCCUACAGAGAAGCGUUGAAGCGAUAUCCGCUCUACGUAAGGGCUCGGUACAAUCUUGGCAUCAGUUGUUUGCACCUCAACAGCUAUAGGGAGGCUGUUGAGCACUUCGUUUCUGCUUUGGAGUUACAGAAAGGCGGCGAACAAAGCUCAUCCAUAUGGCCAACACUGCGUUCUGCGGCAAUACGGAUGCGCGGUGCUCGUGAGGAACUCUUGCCUGCCUUGGAUAGACGAGAUUUGAAUGCAUUCAAGUCAGAGUUAGCUAGAAUGGGAGUUGAAUGA